GUGUAGAUCCACUGCAGACAUCUGAAGCUUCAAGAUUUAAGUCUUAAAGAUGAUAAUCACCAAUGUACAGUUUCAAACACUGAUUUGUCUGUAUCUUAUAACGAUCCUCAUAAGUCAGACAAUGGCUUUUAUGUCUUUGUUGUCAAAAUCUAAAAAGCAUCAGGACAUAACUCGUGAUGCAAUUCUACAGACAACAGCUGAUGUCUGCAAACAGCAAGCACUCAAUAAGGGACAAAAUUUUGUUCUGACAUUGCCAAUGACAGUAAACUCAGUGGCAGAAGCUUGUUCCUUGUCUCAAUCAGCCAAACAUUUUCAAAGGAGCAUCGAUGAUAUAAAUCAGCACAAUGCCAGAGUUGACUUUUGGAAAUAUUUUGAACCAAGUUUCCAUUUUUGCAAUGAGGAGUUUUUGGCUGGAAGGGAUAUUAUUACUGCAGGAGUUUCUGCUGUCAAAUGCAGUGUCAAACAGCAGAGAUAUGAAGCUGCCAGAGAGGAGCUUGGUAAAAUCUUACACCCUUUGCAGGAUUUCUACAGUCAUAGUAACUGGAUUGAGCUGGGAAAGCGAGAACCUUAUUCCAACCUGAUUAAGCCAAACACCCCAAUUAACAACAUAGCAGAUUCAGAAACAUGCAGAAAAUGUACAAGCAGCAUCUGCAAAGACAACAUCCUGGAAGAUGUCAUCAAAAAUCAGAAACUAACAUCAGGAUACUUUGGCAUUUCCAAACCAAAAGGAAAAUGCAGUCAUGGAGGAUUUUUUGAUGCAUCAAGUUGGUUGCAAGGUGGCAUAAAUAAGGAUAGUGAAAGCUCCAGCCAUGGUUAUCUGCAUUAUGAGGCAGCAUCGGUAGCUACUGCUGCUACCGGAGAACUGCUACAGGAUAUAAGAGCAGCAAUUGGGGAUUCUGAAUCCCACAGACUGAUGGGAUUCAGCCAGACUUCAGUACUGUGUUUUGUUAUUGAUACCACUGGCAGCAUGUCUGAUGACAUUGAUGAGGUCAGGAGAGUUUCUUCAUCUAUCAUUGACAGUAAAGUAGGCACAGCUGUUCAACCUUCAGAAUACAUCCUCGUGCCAUUUAAUGACCCUGAUUAUGGCCCACUAACAAGAACAUCUGAUCCUAAUGUGUUUAAAGAACGACUUAAUGCACUUAGAGCUCAUGGUGGAGGAGAUUCACCUGAAAUGUGUCUUUCAGGUCUACAGCUCGCCCUCACUGGAUCUCCACCACAGACUCAGAUUUUUGUUUUCACUGAUGCUGAUGCAAAAGAUAAAAGGUUGACAAGCACCGUGAAAGCACUGAUUGAGAAAACAAAGUCUGUUGUGACCUUUAUGCUAACUACUGGCUUUAGUUUUCGAAGUCUGCCUAUACAUCGCCAAAAGCGAGCAUCCACUGGGGUUUUCACUCAGUUGAACCAGGUCUACCAUGACCUUGCUCAAGCCUCUGGAGGUCAGGCUAUUGAAGUAACCAAUGGAACACUAGACCAGGCCACUAGCAUUAUUGCAGAUAUCUCCAGAUCUACACUGGUCACACUAUUCCAGGCUGUUAGAAACACAGUAGAUGCUGAAAACAUCUCAGUCUUUGUGGAUUCCUCUGUGCAAAACCUGACAAUUUACAUCACAGGCAACUCUCCAGAUUACACCAUCACUAGUCCCUCAGGAGUCUCACAGAGCAGCACUGAACUAAAUGGGACAUUGGGGCUUAUUCAGAGAGUCGGUAACUUCCAUACAGUGCGACCAAAUAUUGCAGAGCAGGUUGGAUUGUGGCUCUUCAGUAUUAAAUCCACACAGAUGUACACCAUCAAAGUUGUUGGUCAAAGUGCUGUUGACUUCAUGUUUGACUUUGUAGAACUUUCCCAAGGGCUUCAUCCAAGCUAUUCUGUAUUAAACAGCAGGCCUGCAAAUGGCAAUGUCACCCUGUUGGUGUCCAUGGUCGGUGGGGACAGUGUGAGUCUUACAGAGGUGUCUCUGGUCGAAGCCUCAAGUUCAAACUCCUUAAAUGGGUCACUAGAAGAGGUAGCUAGUGGCCAGUACUUAGUGACCUUCAACAGCAUCCCGGCACGAGAGUUUACUGUUCGUGUGUUUGGACAGAUCAGUGCCUCUAGAUAUUUAGCUAACACCUUUCAGAGACAGUCACCAACUCGGUUCAAAGCAUCAACUGUGACCAUUACUACUCAACCUGUUGGAACAAUGGAACCAGGAAAACAAUUCACUCUCCCUUUCACACUUGCAACCAAUGGCACUGCUGGAAGCUUUAAUAUCAAUGUCAGCAAUGAUCGCAAUUUUGAAACUCAGUUUAACAGAUCCAUAACUCUUGAGAGUGGAGUCAGUGUGAAUGACUCAGUAACUCUGACUGUACCUGAAAAUACUACCUCUGGAACUGAUGUCACUGUGACAAUUGAAGCUGAAGCAGUUGAUGGAAGUGACUCCAACUACGCUGUGCUACGUAUCGCUAUCAUUGCUCCGAUAACAGAUUUUACUCCUCCCUUGUGUGAGGCAGUCAGUGUAAAUGCUAACUGCUCAGGCAAUUGCAGCCUCUCCUCAUGGUACCUCACUGCUAAUGUGACUGAUGGAAAUGGGUCAGGAAUUCAGAGUGUGAGAAUCCUUAAGGGAAACGGCAACCUCACCACUACCACUGUGUUCAGUGACACAGGCGUGAAUGUCACUAUGGUCAUCUACAAUGCCUCUUGCUGUUCACAGGACCUAGAACUGGUUGCUGUGGAUGAAGCAGGAAAUGUUGCUUCCUGUUUUCAUUUUGUAAGAGCUACAGAACUAAGCACCAGCACUGCACCCCCUGUAACAGAAACUAGCACCACCAACACCACCACUAUCCCCACAGAUACAACUACAACAUCCAUGUCUGAUCCAACCAACCAAACCGGCACUAAUAGUGCUGAAUGUUGCUUGAUUUUGCCAGUCUUCCUUUGGCUCAAUGUUGGAAUAGCAGUUUACAAAUUCAUGCAGCUCUAA
Tachysurus vachellii is the source of this 2956-nucleotide messenger RNA. Its product is annotated as von Willebrand factor A domain-containing protein 7-like. Lineage: Eukaryota; Metazoa; Chordata; Actinopteri; Siluriformes; Bagridae. Bases 50 to 2956 code for a protein of 968 amino acids. The record is from RefSeq and is a predicted model, not a curated record. The transcript has 16 exons.